Rhopalosiphum padi (bird cherry-oat aphid) is the source of this 819-nucleotide messenger RNA. RefSeq names its product UPF0746 protein DDB_G0281095-like. The transcript has 2 exons. Lineage: Eukaryota; Metazoa; Arthropoda; Insecta; Hemiptera; Aphididae. The record is from RefSeq and is a predicted model, not a curated record. Bases 98 to 769 code for a protein of 223 amino acids.
GGUAGUUCUAUUGUUAUAUAUUGUUAAAUGUAAUACUGUUCUAUUUAUAGUGGAGGUAUAGUUCGCAAGACUUCAGUUCAUUCAUUUCAUUCGAACGAUGCAUGUUGUCUUGGGCAGUAUUUCGAUUUGGACAUUAUACGCGUUGGUGUCAUGCGUGUCAGUCUCAUGUCUGUCGAUGGCAAAAAAAGUGAGAUGGGAAUUGGUAUACGACCCGAUGCCGAACGACGAGUCGUUCGAACGGUUCUCCGCCGCCGACCACCACGCAACCGUCAAUGUGAUUCAGCAGCAGGACGACCAGCAGCGGCAGCGAGACGAGCAGCAACAGCAGCAGCAGUUGUGGCGUCACCGAGACGAGCAGCAGCAGCAGCAGCUGUGGCGGCACAGGGACGAGCAGCAGAAACGGCACCACCACCGCCAGCUGCAGCAACAAAAGCGGGAUGAAUGGCAGCAGCGCCGCAGCAGCAGCAAUAGCGGUGAUUCGCGGUACGUCGAUAGCGUGUCAGUGGCGGCGUCCGAAGUUUGCAACUGCACGCAAAGGACAACGAUUCACCGGCUAACCCAAAACCACUACCCCAAAGAACUCCUGUCGGUCACAUGCAGCGGAAACUGGUGCAAGACGGCCUCGUACCUGGUGCCGGUGUUGUUGAAAUCGAACACGCAGCCAGUCGAAAACCAAGAAGACUUGCCGGACGAGUUGCAGCAGAAUGUCAAUCACUGGAAGUUUGACCCCGUAAGCAUCCCGGUUGCCUGUUAUUGUUCAAUUAAAUAAAUGAUAUUUUUGCCUUUGACCUAUAUUAUACCUACAUUAUAAUAGACCAA